AUGGCACAGACGUUCUGGCCAGAGCUCACUGCCGACGAACUCAGGGACCUUUACCAGACUGUUUGCCGGAAUCGGUCAGGCUACGUCGAGCUCCACGAGUUCUGCGCUGCGUUGGGCUUCGACCCCCGGGCCUCACCCGCUUCGCAGGAAACGGCAAGGUCUUUGUCGCAGCUGGAUGGCGCCCUGCAGGUGGUCUUGGAUCGCAUUCGGAUUUCGAUCCUGGAGGCACCGUGCGCUGUUGCUUUGAUUGGUUUUUGUUGCUCAAACACCGCUGGCCCCAACGAGUACAGUAUGACUAUGACCGUCUAUGACCACUACAUGCUUCCCAUGCUGAGUGGCGCAAAGACAACGCCGUGUCUCUAUUUCGCGCGGUUGGCGCUGCCAAGCCUGGCCAGGUCCGAUGUGGAUGGAUCUGUGGUCACUUGGGGCGAUCGGGAGUGGGGAGGAGACUCAUCCAAAGUUCAACGGCAGUUGGUGAAAGGUGCGGUCCAGGUGUUUGGAACUUACGGCGCUUUUGAUGUGGAUUCGGCGGCCGAGAACGAGGACGAGGAUCAAGAAGGCGUUCGCCACAUAUGCGCCUCUUAUGGCGCUUUUGCAGCAGUCAAGGAAGACGGAUCUGUGGUGACAUGGGGUCAUCCAGAUUUCGGCGGCCUGUCCUCAGAGGUCUGCGGGCUCCUCAAGGGAGAAGUGGUCCUGUGGUGCGUGCCACUCGAAGUGCAUUUGCCGCCGCCUGGUGCAGCACUUAAGGCGGAUGGAUCAGUGGUGACCUGGGGCGACCCUUCUACCGGCGGUGACCCCGGCGAGGUGACAAGCGACGGGGCCGUAGUGAGCUGGGGAAGCGAGGACUCGGGUGGCAGACAGCUGGACAGCUCCAGCAAACUCCGCCAAGGAGUGCGUGAUGUGUGCAGUAACUUCGGGGCCUUUGCGGCGAUCAAGGUGACGCAACUUGUGGUGGCGACACCUUCCCAGUUCAUUCUGAUCUCAGAAGUGUCCAGCAUGCAAGUCUGCGGGACUUACAGUGCCUUUGCCGCCUUGAAGCAGAACGGCACCGUGUUGGCAUGGGGAGAUGCAGACUGGGGUGGUGAUACGUCGCAAGUCGAGGAGGAGCUGAAGGGCGUGAGUCAGGCUCCAACUUUGUGGCUGAUUGACACCUCGAGGAAUGAUGGCUCCGUGAUCGCUUGGGGUGACAUGGCAUGCGGUGGCGAUGCCUCAGCAGUGGCCAGCAGGAUACGCAAGCGUGUGUUCCACAUAUGUAGCACAUAUGGUGCUUUCGCUGCGACGAAAACUGAUGGAUCCGUUGUCACUUGGGGUGAUGCGGACUGGGGUGGAAACUCCUCGACCGUACAGGAUCAGCUCUACAUGAUCUCGUGCGUUUCAGGGACGUUUCGCGCCUUCCUAGACUUCCGGGAGAGUGGCACCUUCUUCUUGGGUGACGAUGCUUUCGACAGCAGCGACGCCAGUUACGAUGGGCUGUUGGUGGGAGUGGCCAGAAUCUCUGGUACCGGUGGUGCUUUUGCAGCCACGAAGGUCGAUGGAUCUGUUGUCACUUGGGGCGAUCCAAAGUGUGGCGGCGAUUCGUCGAAAGUGAAGGAGCAGCUGAGAGGAGUUGUCGAGGUAAGCCACACAGCCGCAGCAUUCGCUGCGCGGUUGGCAGACGGUUCCGUGCUUGCCUGGGGAGAUCCAGCAUGUGGCGGUCAAAGCACAAGCAGCCAGAAGUUGAGAAUGGGCGCAAGGCGUGUCUUCGGUUUGUACAAACUUUUCGCAUGCAUCAGGGCAGAUGGAACUGUCUCCAUGUGGGGAGAUGAGACACUUUGCAUGGAUGGAGCUGGUCUGAAAGACGUUGCUUCCGUCGCUGGCACUGCUAAAGCUUGUGCAGCAGUUACCGCAGAUGGAUCUGUGCUGACAUGGGGAGAUGAAAGAUGGGGAGGGGACUGCUCGAAAGUAUCGUCUCAGCUUCAGGAUGUGCAGCAGAUUUGCGCAACAGGCGGAGCCUUUGCAGCUCGGACACAGAGUGGGGCUGUGGUAACUUGGGGCGAUGCUGCAAGUGGGGGCGACUCCUUGGAAGUGUGGGACCAGCUUUCGGAUGGUGUCGUGGACCUGAGCCACACGAGCAGCGCCUUCGCUGCGAGGAAGGCAGAUGGCUCGGUUGUGACGUGGGGCAAUGAGGAUUUGGGUGGAAACUCUUUCGAGCUGUCCUAUGACCUGAGCUCGGACGUGGCGCAGGUUUACGGCAACGGCGCCGCUUUUGCUGCGCUGAAAGUCAAUGGAUCGGUCGUGUGCUGGGGCGACGCGAGCGCUGGGGCUAAUUUCAGACUGGAGGGCGUGGUUAACAUAUGCGGCACUUACAGGGCCUUUGCUGCCGUGAAGGAGAAUGGCUCCGUAGUGGCGUGGGGUGAUCCAGACUGUGGAGGAGACUGCUCCAAAGUUGCUGUCGCACUGCGGGGGGAUGUCGUACAGCUUUGCGGAACGUUCGGGGCCUUUGCAGCUCUGAAAAAAGAUGGGACAGUGGUCACAUGGGGAGAUCCAGAAACUGGAGCUGACUCCUCGAUGCUGCAGCCAGUCCAUGAACCAGAUAGCAGCGACGAGAAGAGCUGA
Messenger RNA from Symbiodinium sp. CCMP2456, 2595 nucleotides. The record is from the annotation of a GenBank genome assembly. Lineage: Eukaryota; Dinophyceae; Suessiales; Symbiodiniaceae.